AAUAAACAAAAACAUCACAUGUACAGAUUGCCAAAGCUCGUUUCAAGGCUACUUGGAAACGGUGCAAGGGCCUGAAAAAGGCGCGCAAACACACGUUGAACACUCUUGAAGGGUUUAUAGUGUCGCUGAGCAGUUGUAUCAAUAACCUAGGCGUAACAAAGACGCUCGACAUGAUCCACGCUUAGCCAAGCAAGAAAACAGGCCCUCACUUCGGGCGCGACCCAGCAGCCCGGCAGAAUGCCGCCGAGAGCUGCGCCAGCUAAUCGCGGGCGACAACCCCCUGAGAACCCUUGCAUGCGCAUCCUUCGGGAUAUCGCGGGCUAUGCACCGGACAUCAUCGCCAGCAAGAAUGGACAAGUCUCAAGCACGAGCUCCCAAAAGCUGUUGGGUGCUGGCUUCAGCUUGAUGACACUCCCGACGCCGAUGUCCCAGGAGGCGUGGAGCACCGCGUGGUCAGACCCCGCCCUCCGCGUGCCGCUGUUCCAGGUGUUCUCUUGCUUGGUCCGCCACCUGGAGAAGCUCAUGGCGCUCAAGGAUUCAGACGAGAACCCAUCCUUCCGCGCCUUCCACUGCAUCUUCAUCUGCAUCGCCGUGGGCCUCGGCCCCCUCCUCAGCGGCCAGCUGGUGCCGCCGGUCGCCACCGCCACGCGAGUCAAGGUGGCUAAAAUGGCGGUUGACACGCAGCUGCUGCACGCGCUGACCCGGGCACUGGCCGCCCUGGUGGACGCGGAGACCAAGGGAAGCAAGCAGAUCGUAGCCGCAGCGCGCAUUGGCGACCCCAACGCCGGGCCUCUGCUCCAAGAGCAAACACCGCGCGCGGCGACGGUGGAGUACUGCGGCGUGUGCGUCCGGGCCUUCAUCGAGGCAGCGUUGGGUCCCGACGCGGAGAAAAUGCGGGCGGUGGGGCUGCACCGAGCAAUUGAGUCCAGUGGCGCGCUGCCGCGGCUGGCGCGGAGCAUGAUGCCGCUUAGCAAUGUCGCGGUGGAGCUGGAUGAGGCGCUGAUGGCGGCCGCGGCGGCGAAAGCGGGCGGCAGGGCGGGCGGCAGCCGCGGCACCGGCGGCAGCAGCGGCAGCAGCAGUAGCAGCACCGCGGUCCGUGUUCACCGCGAGGGCGCCAUCAAACAGAUCCGGCGCGUCUGUGCUAUUGUCAUGGAACUGUGGGACGGCCACGCGGAGGCUAUUCAAGCGGCGGCUCGCUCGGAACCCAGCGGCGGCGGCAAAGCCGGCGAGGCCGCCGCCAGUCGCAUCCGCUGGUUCGAAGGCCUGCUGUCGGACCCGUGCGUGCGGCACUUUAUGCUGCAGCACCUAUUGGCGCAGGUGGCGGCGGCAGACGGCGGCAGCUGCUACGGCAUGGCGCCGCGGCAGCUGCUGCAGGCGGCGGAACCGAUGGUGCCGGAGUCCGACGCGAUGCGGCUGGAGGUGCCCAACGAAGACCCCUUCCACACGAUCAUGGCGGCCAUGGGCGGAGGAGCCGAGGUCCCGCUGCUGCUGCUUGACUGCGUCUACACGUCCGUGGCGGGAUGGACGGUGCACAGCCGCCCGCCGCCCGCCGCCGCUGCUGCCACCGCAGCAGGAUCUGGUGGUGGUGGCGGCGAUGGCGGCAGCGACUGCAGGAGCGGGAGCGGCAUCACGCCGGACUUGCAGUGGCCGCCGGGAGUGCCGUGGCAGGCACGGAACGUGUUUGCGCUGGUGGACAGCGGCGGCCGCUCGGGGCUGCUGCGGCGGCCGGACGUGCCGCUGCGGGGCAUGCAGGGGUUGAUGAGGCGGCUGGUGGACGUGUGCCUGGCCAGCCUGGUGCCGGGCAUCAAGAAGCACCAGCAGGAGCAGCAACGGAAGCUGGGCGGAAAGGCCGGCGCCAGCGCAGGGACGACGGCGCAGCUGUACACGAUCGCCAAUGCACAGCCCACCGCCACCGGCAGGGCCUUCCCGGCCCGUGGCAGCCUCAUGUGCGCAUCGCGGGCCACCCUCCUCGCCUUCAGCAACCGCUGCCUGCAGGCGCAGGAGCGGCUGCAGCAGCAACAGCAGAAGGGUGGGGUGGCGGUGGGCUGGGGCCAGGCGCUGGAGCCGCCGCAGGGCGACAUACGCGCCCUGUGGAGGCCGCUGGUGCGCAUCACACACGCGUGCUUAGACGUGGCCCUGGUCACCGGUGUCGACCUGGGAGAAUGCGGGUUUGACAAAUCCGGCGAGGCCGCCGCCACGGCGGACGCCGACACCAAGCCGCCGCUGUACAAUGAGGCGGUGGACGCCCUGCGGUUCAUUGAGCGCCUCAUGUCGCCGUGCGGGGGGCUCCGGCUGCCGCGUUUGCCGCCUGCGCAUGCCGGGCUCUUCACGCUGCUGCCGUCGCCGCCGGACGGCCUGCGCACGGCGCUGGAGGCCGGCUACGUGCCCGCACUGGAGCGGCUGCUGCGGGCGCUGCACCGCACGGAGGGCUCCAACCGGGAGCUGUGCCACCGCUCCCUGGGCGGCUUUGGGCUGUUCGCCUCCCACUUCCGCUCCUUUGAGCCGGUGUGGGCCGCCGUGUUUGCGUACGGCGAGCCGAGAGAGGUUGCGUCGCUCAUGGCUACGUCGGCCACGACGAUGCGAUUGAUGAUGUCAUUCGUGGUGGGCAUCGCCGAUAUGACUUGGGAUCCCGAGUACACCACCGGCACCAUCCGCGCCGCCAAGCGGCGGCUGCCCGGCGAGAUGGCCAUGCGGCGCCGCCUCAUCCGCGGCCCCAACCUGCUGCAAGGCGUGCUCACUUGGCUGGCGAACUCGGCCGCGCCGGGCGGCGCUCCAGCGGUUUCCAAUGGCUGGGCCGCGGCCGCGAUCGAGGCGCCCGGUGCAGGGCCGGCGGCGGGCGCGCUUGUGCUGGGAGAGCGCUGGUGGCAGCGCCGGUGGCGGCAUGAAAUGGCGGCGCCGGGCGGCGCCGGGAGCAGCAGCAGCGGCAGCGGUAGCGGCGCCUUUGACUGGGGCGUGCCACAGCCGGCACUGCAGGCUCUGGCGCUGUGCAGCUUCACCAUGAAGCGCUGGGUGUACUGGAUGGCUCGGUCCGGCCGCAACCUGUGCGUCAUGGCGCAAAAGGUGGCCAUAAGCGCAGCUGGCCACAUGCCGGGCUUGUUUGUCAACCCGCGCACAGUGGGCCUUUGUCGGCUGCCGGACGACCCCGCGGCCCGGCUGGACGAUGAUUUGGACCACGUCGGGGUGCAGACGCGCACGGCGCUGGGCGCGGCGUGCUCGGUGUUCCGGGCGGUGCCGGUCAUCGUGCACGCGCACCUGCUAUGCAAGGAGUUUGCGGCGGAGGCGCGGCAGCGCGCCGGCAGCGCCGGCAUCGGGGCGGCGGAGGCCGCUGCUGCCCAGGCGGCGGCGGAGGCGGCGGAGGCCGAGGCGGAGGCUUGGAAGCUGCUGCUGCUGGACUUCAGCCACGCAAGCUGCUUCGAGCUGGUGGCGGAGGUGACGGAGCUCAUGACCAACACGGUGGCGGGCAGCGCCGUGAGCAGCGAGCACGUGCGGUGGACGCUGUACGCGCUGCUGCACCUGGCGGUUGCCUUCCCCGAGGACGCGGCCAGGGAGCUGAAGAAGUACCAGGUGCCCUCGCCCUACUUCUCGUCGAGCCCCUCGCGGCCCGCCACCGGCCCCGUGCCCAAGGUCACGGCCGACGCGGCGCUUCAGGCUGCCUGUGUGCAGGUGCUGGGCCUGCAGGUGCAGGGCAUCGGCACCAUCGCUGCGGAGUUCUUUGUGUUGGGGCGGCUGAUCAACAACGGGCGCGCGGAGCCGCGCGAUGUGGAAGCCCUGAAGGCGGGGUUUCCGUUGCUCGCGCCCUGGUGCUCGGUGGGCAAGCUGCCUGAUGCACUGUGGGCGCGGCGCGUGGCGGCGCUGCUGCCGCCUUUGGCGUUGGCUGGGGAGCUUGUGGGCAUGUCGAGCGACAUGUGCGCCAACCGGGCGUGCGUGAGGAUGGUCGGCGACAGCGCGGCGGGCGUGACGCUGCAGCGGUGCGGCGGGCGGUGCGGCGGCGCGGCGAGCUACUGCUGCGUGGAGUGCCAGCGCACGCACUGGAAUGCGGGGCACAAGGAGGCGUGCGGCAAGAGGGCAGCGGUGCCGAAGUGAUGCCUGGUUGUAAGAUGGAGGCUAGGAAGUGGGCUGGACAUGGCAGGACUGCAGGUGUGCCGUUUUGCCGUUGUAGGGCUUUGAGUUUGGUUGCAAGAGGGUUGCGAAUGCGCUUGUGGACACUUGGUGCGUGAGCAGGACGUGCGCGGGUGGCGAGCGGGUUGCGGGUUGAGGGGCCAUGAAGCUGUUGGGCGUUGCCUGGACGGAACGCGUCCCACGCAGGCCGCUGUGUACAGUGGGGUCGACAAACACUACACACUCUUACAGUGCCUUUGUGGUGACUACGGCCUGUAGCCAGCAUUACUAAAACGCUCAGGUCCAUCCACGGCAGAGAGCGAGGAUACAUGAUGCGAUGAUGCCAACAUCGGGACUACGCUUUCCUGCCCCUUGCCAUGUUCCAUCACGAGCGUGCGUGCGUGUCUGUGCUGGCGCUUCUGGAAGCUGGAUGCGUGUUCGAGCUAUGGUCAGGCGGCAUGCUUGUAAAUGCGCGUGCAG
This is a messenger RNA of Chlamydomonas reinhardtii, 4578 nucleotides long. RefSeq lists its product as uncharacterized. The coding region runs from base 424 to 4083 and encodes 1219 amino acids. Gene Ontology annotation, molecular function: kinase activity. The transcript has 5 exons. Lineage: Eukaryota; Viridiplantae; Chlorophyta; Chlorophyceae; Chlamydomonadales; Chlamydomonadaceae. The record is from RefSeq and is a predicted model, not a curated record.